ACGCAAGUGGAUCCUCUGUUUUGGCUGGUUCAGAUAAAAAGGUGGAACAAUGAAAGCUGUGCUUGUUUGUAUAUCUUUUAUUUGCAUUACUAACGUUUUCGUACAUUCAAAGAAAAAUAAUAAACCACAAUGUAAUAUACAAACAAAAACUGUGAAAAACAAACUGUUUCCAUUGGUCGGAAAAAGCCGCGAGAAAAGACAAACUUGCAAAGAAUAUCGCGUUGUACAUACAAAUUUUCGGACCUAUUUUAAAAGCCUAAUGGCAAACUAUAGCAACUAUGUUCCGCCGUACUAUCCUAGUAAAGGCUGGCAAAGAGACGAAAACUUUGUACUAGACAUUCGGAUGCAACCGGAAGCGCUGGUUGAUUUGAACGAUGUGGAUGAACGUAUGACAACAGUUUUGAGCUUCCUUGUUGAAUGGAAAGAAUCGAAUCUGGUUUGGGCUGGAAUGAACACGUUUGUUUAUUCGGUCAUUCUCGACGCUGAUAUGCUUUGGAAGCCACACAUCAAGGUCGGAAAUCCACAUACCAGUCAGAGAGUAAAGACCGAUACUAAUGACAAAUUAACCCUUGAGUUUAAAGGUGAAGUCACAUGGAGCUUUGUUUGGACAGUGGACACACGGUGCAAAAUUGACAUCACAUAUUAUCCAUUUGAUCGCCAAUAUUGUCUAAUCGUCUUGGUCCUCUCCAGCGAUCUUAAAGACUAUCUAAAUUUUGACCAUACCGUUCCUCAUCUCGCACUAGACAACGGAAAUUGGAAACACAUGAAUACUUCUAUUUACAAUUACACAAACUACAAAACUAUGAAAACGCAUAUCGUAAUUGAAUACACAUUCGAUAGAAAAUCAGUAACACCUAUGCUAGUUUUCAUGGCUCCAGUAACUAUUCUCGUGUCAUUGUCGCCGUUAGUUUUUGUUCUUCCCAACGAUGGAUCGGAGAGACUCGGCAUCGCAAUGACCGUGUUGUUGGCGGUGUCCGUGUAUAUGACUCUGGUCGUCGACAAGCUACCAGACUCCUCCGACCCGUUGCCGCUGAUAACAACUGUCUUUUUUGCCUGGUACGUUUACAAUGCUUUCGUUACGCUACUCGUACUAAUUAACGGACGUAUCUCCCGCAUAAGCGAUAAGCGAUCAGUGCCUAAGUGUCUUCAAUGCUUGGUUCGGUAAACACGUCGCUGCUUCUGUUUGGCUGAUAAAAACUAUACGUGUGUUGAAUCUCGAAAAGAAGAAAAUGCCCAAUGCGAGGAAAACAAUAUGAGUAUGAAAAAAAUAACAUGGAAAAGUGUAAGUUCCAUGCUGGACAAAUGGUUCAUAAUUUUAUUGUACGCUUUGGAGAUCGUUUACGCUUCUGUCGCCUUCGUUGUUCUUACUUCAGGAGGCAAAGACGGACACACAGCCUACCGAGUUCCCGGGGAUUUUAUGGACGAUCCAUUUAGAUCUUUUAUUGGAGAAGCACAGAGUUACGAAUGUACAUUAUGGGAAUAAAAUUAAAAUUUAAUACACAUGAACAGUCUUAGUCUCAAAUGGAGCCUUCUUGCAUAUCUGAGUAUUACCGGCCAUGUGACCAGCUGUAAAAUCGAUCUUCAACCCAAACGAAAGAUGAGUCAAUUGCAACAAAGCGUUCAUUCAAAACAUUUUAAAUUAUACACAAUUUAUUUAAAAGCAAACGCAAAAAAUGAAGUAAUAUUUGGAAGAUUUAACAACUUAUACUUACAAUUCGACGAUUUGGUUUGAAAUUACAUCGCGUCAUGACGUCUUUAAACAAACACACUUUUGAUGAAACUGUGGUUCUACCGACAUAUAUCAUAAACUUACCCUCGGACAAUCAGUGGAGGCCUCGUUACCCGCUUCUUUACGUACCCCCAGAUUGGAUAUAAUGUAUAUAUACUUUUCCCCUUCAUAAACAUAAGCUGGGACUGAUGUGUAUCUUUCUAUUGCAGUAAACAUCUUUUGAAUGAUUGUUUGCUGUUCUAAACACGUCACUUAUUUCAAAAUUAUGCGAGUUAGAAGGGAAUUAUGUGUUUAUUAUGUAUGCGUCCGUGCUUUUAAGCGCUAUUUGUAUAAUAAUAUUAUUAUUAUAAAGUCAUUGUUAUUCGUAUUUAUUGGCUUAUAUUCUUGGUAUCUUGAUAUAUUUAGCAUAAGGACGUGUCUCUUUUUUCAUUAGAUAGAACCAUUUAUCAUAUUGUGCAACUGACCUUUCUUAUUCAAUAAACAAGAAAUGUGG
This is a messenger RNA of Mya arenaria, 2222 nucleotides long. Its product is annotated as acetylcholine receptor subunit alpha-1-B-like. The record is from RefSeq and is a predicted model, not a curated record. Gene Ontology annotation, cellular component: synapse; membrane; neuron projection. Gene Ontology annotation, molecular function: transmembrane signaling receptor activity; neurotransmitter receptor activity; extracellular ligand-gated monoatomic ion channel activity. Gene Ontology annotation, biological process: chemical synaptic transmission; nervous system process; signal transduction. Lineage: Eukaryota; Metazoa; Mollusca; Bivalvia; Myida; Myidae. The coding region runs from base 50 to 1165 and encodes 371 amino acids. The transcript is spliced from 2 exons.